CAGAUCACAGGACAGACAUUCCCGGGGACAACUUUGCGAGGCCAUGUGCUCGUCCCCCUUAGGAAGGAAGAGGGAGAAAUCCCUGCGGCUCGGUUUUGUUCCAAUGGUCUGCUCAGCGAGUGAUUCCCGUUUCCCCAAAGGCUGCCCCUCAUUAGCAUGAACGGGGGUGGGGGUGUGGAGAAGGGGUUGGGGGAGAGAAAGCAAGCGAAAGCCCAGGCUCACUUUUAGAGCCUGGGAACCCUGUCUGCAAAAAUGACAGCUAGAGCUUUCUGGCUCCUCUGUUUGAUCGUCGGAUCAUCCCCCGAAGCACCGGUGGCGGAGAGAAAAACCUCGCCGCCGCACAGCAGAAAGCCGGACUCCCGCGGCUGCCCGAACACGGAGGAGACACCGGGGCCCCGCGCGCAGCCGCUCCUUGAGGCCCCGCAGCGGCCGCGCGCGGCCGAGGCCGCCCCCGCCUGGCCUGACCCGCGGCGCCGGAAGCCCCCGCCGCCGGCCGACAACCAGGCCAGCUUCCGGGAGGCCGCCCGCGCGCCCGCUGGCCCACCGGGCCCGCGCCUGGCGCAAGCCGAGAACCGCGCGUCGCCGCGCCGCGGGCCCGCGUCGGAGGACGCCCCGCGACGCGCGCGCUCACGGGCCCUGCGCUUCCCCGCCGCCCGGCCGCCCGCGCGCGCCACCGAGGGCUCCGCCGGCCACGCCCACCCCAACCGGCCGCGCGCCGCCGCGCUGGCCCCGGGCCCCGCGCCCGCACCCGCACCCGCGCCCGCGCCCGCGCCCGCGCCGCCACUGCGCUUCAGCCUCAGCUUCGGCCUCAGCCUGCCGCAGAGGGACGCGGAGCCCGGCGCUGAGCCCUGCGCGCGCGCCUGCCGGUCCUACCUGGACGAACGCGAGGCGUUCUGCGAGAGCGAAUUCGCGGUGAACGGGAUCGUGCACGAUGUGGACGUGCUGGGCGCGGGCAUCCGGCUGGUGACCCUGCUGGUGGAUCGGGACGGGCUGUACAAGAUGAACCGCCUGUACCUCACCCCCGACGGCUUCUUCUUCCGAGUCCACAUGUUAGCCCUGGACUCCUCCAGCUGCAAUAAGCCGUGUCCAGAGUUUAAACCUGGUAUUGAAACUGACCUGAAUGACGCUGCAUAUGUACCUUAUACCAUCGUUUGUAACGUGGGUGCCACAGCCCGGGCUGCAGCAGGUAUAUUGUGAUGGGCCACAUCUACCAUAAGAGACGGCAGCUCCCUACAGCUCUGCUCCAGGUCCUGAGAGGCCGCCUCCGUCCAGGGGAUGGACUGCUAAGGAGCAGCAGCUAUGUGAAAAGGUUUAACCGAAAAAGGGAAGGGCAAAUUCAAGGUGCAAUUCAUACCCAAUGCAUUUGAAACAACCAUCCUGGCAUUUCUGGACCACAAGAGACAUCGGCAACAAGACAUGAGAGGUCUAUCUUCAUGUAAUGGGUCCUCCUUUAGAAGAGAGCCCACAGCUACUCUCUGAAUGACUUGCAUAGUUGCAAUUGUAAUCUCGAAGGUGUCACUUUGUUAUUUACAAGAUGCUUCUUAAAUGGGCUGCUCCUGAGCUCAGUGUCAAGGUGAUUCAACUGUAGUGCCAGACAAUGAUUUACACAGCUCAGAUAAUUGACCUAUCCAGUUAACAGAUCACUGCUUCAUAAGUUUUUAAAUUAUUUUAAUUUAAUAUUCUUUAGUAGAAAUAGUCCAUACAAACAUUUUCUUGAAUUUAAAUAUACAACUUUUAUAUCAUGUAUCAAACCAGAUUUUUUAUUCAAACUAUCACAUUUUAAAUUCUGUACAUAACAGUAAGCGCACUAGUCAAAAGACAUUUAUGUUUGAAAUGUCAUUUAGAUCAAACACAAGGGUCAAAGCCCAGGACAAGUAUUAAAGUUUUACACUUAAAGAGUACUAAAGGGCCACUGUGCAGAUGGAUGGAUUAAAAAAAUAAAAUAAAAAAUAGUACUAAAGGCAAAAAUGUUCCUGAUGUACCAAAAAGCAAGAUAUAGUUUAUUUUCAUGCUUCCCUGCACCUAAUAAUGUAUGAUUUGUGCUGAACUGGCAGCUAUCCCAAUGUGAAAUGUGUUCUGGAUGUAUCUGAUGUCACUUUUCUAUUAAGACCAAGUAUAAUGUUUGUUUGUAAAGCAAUAAAUCUUGCCUUGAAAUCA
Symphalangus syndactylus (siamang) is the source of this 2157-nucleotide messenger RNA. RefSeq names its product chromosome 14 C17orf58 homolog (gene C14H17orf58). The record is from RefSeq and is a predicted model, not a curated record. NCBI's taxonomy places the organism in Eukaryota, Metazoa, Chordata, Mammalia, Primates, Hylobatidae. Gene Ontology annotation, molecular function: protein binding.